AUGAGGAUUAUAUUUUUGCUUACCGCGUUGGUGGGCUUACUUCUGCUUUCAAUUACGCUUAACGCAGUGCGUGAAGGUAAGAUCUUUAGGUGUCUUAAAAAGAGAUUGGGCGGCUUUUUUUUUUCGAGCACUGAAAAAUAUUUUCCUGUAAGUUUGCAGCAUAAUUUUUGUUAGUAAAAUCAAACGUUUGCAUCAUUUUUUCAUCCAACUCUAUAUAAUAUGGAGAAUUUUAUGGGCCAUUUAUCUGUCAUAUAAGUAAUCUUUUUUUCUUAAAAAGGGGCACUUCACACUUUUUUUAAAAUCAUGUUUUGCAAAAGUCAAGCUUUAUUUCAGUUGCUAUGGUACCAAGAAUGUUAUACGUGCUCAUUACUCCUUGCACAAGCUCGCGCUUCGACGGUUGCUUGUGACGCGAUCAACAAAUAAUUCCUGAAGAAGAUAAAAUUUUAUAGAUCUUUAACAUUACUCUGCGCCACAGAGAAAACUAAACUCUGGUGUAAAAGCUAUGAAAAUUCUUAUCUUUUGGGAUCAGGGUUUUUAUAUGAUAUUAAAUUAUUUUUGUUCUUCAAAAAUCUUGAACUAUAAUCUGUAACCAAGUCAAGUUUACGGCCAAUUUCAGGCAAAGGUUUUAAAUGGAACAUGAUGACCAAGUUCACUUUUGAAAAGUUACAGCCUCUUUUUUUUCUGCAGACCCUGUCAUGGCUGAAAAACCAGAUUUCUUUUAUGAAGACUUCGCCAAUGGAGCAACUGUCAUCGGAAACUGGCAGGGGAAGGUAAAAGUUUCUUUAAGGACUGCAUGGCUGCGAUAAACUAAACCAUUAGAGUUAUUUAUUAUCACAUUUGCGGCAAACGGCAAAUGAAUUUGUACCGCGUAACCAAGUUUUCUCUUUACUUGUCUUCAAUUGUUCUUUGCUUCUACAAAAAACUUUCAGUUCCACGUGAUUUCAUCUAUAAGAAUUGCUUUGCGCUGUUUUUAUCAGCUUAUUUUCUAUUCUUAGAAAUUCUUAACUGAAAUCUACCGUUUGCCGUUUGCAGGAAGCUUGACUCUAAAUCUCUCCAUUGUUGUCUUUCUUACUAUAGUGGCCUUUUUUCUGUUUAGUAUACUUUCGACACUGCUCGCAAGUUUAAAUAACUUUCAAAAUGAAAUCUUGGAUUCUUAUCAUAACUUAUAUUAUUUUGUUAUUUAAAACACUGGACCUCAGUUAACCGACGGUUAAGCCAAAUUCUAAGCAAGAUUUUAUCUUCAAGUAACUGGAGCUAUUAAAAUAUUGUUGGGACUAGACCCUGAAGUUUGGUUUCAAACAGUUUACAACAAAAAGAGAUUAAAAAAAGCAUGAUAUAAAAGCGUUAACUUGAUAUCCAUUUAUUUCUAGCCAAUCUUUGUAAUUAGUCCAAUGAGCAUCAAUUGUAAUUUAUUUUCUUCUUUUCUUCAAACCUUUAUUUGUUUUCUUUGCUGCUCUUACCACAGAAUUAUAUCAUCAAGAUGCAAAUUAAAACCCUGAAACUUGACUUAAAAGUGGUUGUUCGAGACACUGGCUCUGCACAAGGCGAUAUCUACACUACUUUCCAAGAGGAACAGGUAACAGACCGCACACAGUGCAUGUCAGUGCGUCUGAACUUUCAAAAAAGUAACGUCACUAAAUGAUCAGUCAAACUUCAAAGCUUGCAUCGAAUUGCUAAAAGGCAAACAUAUUAUUUAUUUUCAUGAAUAAACUGUGGUUGAUUGAUUUUUUGAUACUUUCAAAAAAAGCGAACGUAGGGUUAGACUUUUGGCCAUUUAACAAUCAAAAGAUAACCGUCUUAAAGCUCAGGAUCAGUUUUACUUUUUCUUUUAAAAUUCUUGAUUUUAUUUAGAAUCACGACUCGCAAACCUGUUUGAACCCAGAAAGUGCACCUCACUACAACAACCAAACUUGUGAGCCCAGGCCUCUGAGUUUAACGGAGCAGACAUGGAACAAAUUACGUAGGAACACAGUGGCGAUAACAGCUUGGACAUGGGACGGAGUAAACAGGGCAUCAAAAACAACUGUUGACUUUGUGGCGACAAUGACCUGUAAAUUUUGCGGUGGAGUUAAGUUUACGGCAGAGUGGAUCUUUGACAAGGCCCCGUUUAUGGCUGAGUGGACCUGGCAGCAAAUCUUGUGGAUGGCGCGGUGGACUUGGAACAAAGCAACCGAUUUUGUAGAGUGGACUUGGUGCCAACUCACUCACCUGGCUAACGGAAUUUGGGAUACGAUUUCAUGGAAUAUUAAUUUCUGUUUCACUUCGAUUUGCGCCUUCGUUGAUACUGUUUCUCAGCUGUACGCUGUAUACGUUAAGAGUAAGUGAAGAAACUGUUUGUAAAGUAAAUUAUAUCAGCACAGCUUGACCGUAGCAGUUAAGAAAACACUUCAGACACAGGAACUGGAAGGGUAUUUUCGGGAUCUGGGAUACGGGGCGGGAUUCGGAAAAACGAAAAAUAUCUUGAUGGGAAACAGUAGGUGUUUUUUUGAAAAGUUGCCUGACGCUCAGUCAAACGCCAGAUAGGACUUUCUUACCAAAACAUAGCAGAAACUCACUGAGGUUGAGUACUCAACUCGUCGCACCCGUCUAAUCGAAGUGACUUGGAAAUUUUCUGAGUGUAAUGAUGUACUGUUUCGUUAUCCACAGCUCACGUGACAUACAUCAGAUCUCUGUUCGGUGGUAUUACCAGACAGGAAAUCAUCAGAACACUGAUUACAAGUUUUGUGUUGGUUUCUACCGUGCUCUUCAUUAACAAGACGAUCAGAUAUGUGAUUCGGAGACGAAGGUAAGUGAGUCCUGUCGACUUGCACUUUUAAUUGAAACAAAUGUACAUGGCAAGUAGAUCAAUUCUCAAAACACGGCAACAGAAUUGAUCCGAAGCGCCAACUAGUUUGCUGUUUAGAAAAUGUUUAGAUUUACACCGUUAUACUGUUGUAGCGUUUCCUAAAUGACCACACCGGUGAUCGUCUUUGAACAACGCGAGGUUGUUCUUAGCAAAUUCUUGCGGGUAGUUUCCGUACAGUGUCCUUGGUCCUUUCGUUUUGGACCUGAACAUCAAAUCAUCAGUCAUGGAGUGUUACGCGGGUAAUCUUUUAGAGGACGGGUAGCUUGCAAACCAAACUGAACGCAGGGUUGUCGGAACAGCAACAAGAAGAUUUAUUCCAAAAAUGAACGUAGUUUCCACAGAGUAAAACUCUACAACAGCACGUAACUCGAUAAACUUACACGGCCUCCGCCAACUUGAAUAAACUCUGCCUUCGUCACACUUGACUAAUGUAUCGGUCAAAUCGAAGCUUCAACAUGCCCCCCCGGGCAUACCCCGGCAUUUGACAUUUGAGGAGGGAAUUUGAUGAUCAGAGUCUUCCAGGGGGUGGGGAAUUUGAUCCCCAUGCUUUAGGGGUGGGGACUUUGACCCGCACCCUCGAUUACAUGUAAAAUCUUUGGCGUGGUGAGCUAUCAUGGGGGACGCGGUGUUAGAGGAUUUUCGUGGAAAAGAUUGUGCCUUUGUGGCCAAUUGGUUACGAGGAAAGGGCUUAAGCAAGCUUUGUGCCGUAUUUGAAGUAUUUAAAUUUUAAAAUUUUUAAUUGGAUUCAGGCUUUGAAUGUAUGAAUGUAUUUUAUUGUUGUGUUUACAUUGAAAUACAAUACCUAUACCGGCGAUUCAAUACAACAACAUAAAAUAAAAUAAAAUAAAAAGCUCAGGUCAACUACUUUGACUUUCUGCAAGUGUGUUAACUAACAAGGUGAGCGAUGAUGCCUGUCAAGUGAAAUGGUCAUGAUAUAGUAAUCUCAAUAGGUGGAAUCCUUUUUUAUAGAACGCUUUGUAUGUUGCAUGACGAAGAAAAGCUGAGCAUUCAGUGACCUUGUAGCAGCGAUUUCCGCCGCUUUGCACGGGAAUUUUGUUCCUAGUAAAUACGCUAACAGUGUUUCUCAGUUUUUGUUAUAUUUACAAAGAUUUUGUUCGACAACUGAAGGCCUUUUCGCCGUUCUUCUGUCAUUUUUGUGCCUGUGUAAUGUUCCCAGGGUGGGGGCAUUUGAUUACUUGAAUGGACCCUAGUGUGGGGCAUUUGAACGGCAUUUUGGCCCGGGUAGGGGGGAAUUUAAACAAUAAUUUUCAAAAAAGUCAAAUGCCCGGGUGGUUGCCCGGGGGGGCAUGUUGAAGCUUCGAUUUGACCGAUACAUAAACACGACCUACGUCAAACUCUCUUCGCUUGUGAAAACUAGUUAAAACUUAACUCGAGCUGUCCUACUUAUAUACUUUUACAAUAAAGUUCUAGAACAUUCCAAAUAGUCUAAUUAUAGAAAGAUUACAAAAUAUACCGCUUUUAGAAACGCUUACAUAAGAUCCUAAAAUAAACAAGCUAUGAACUCUCGCGAACCCUCUAGAAAGUCACGCUAGUCACGCAAUACAAUUUUUCGUAACAUGGAGUUUAACAAAUGUCAUUUGUAAAACGUUUGUAGAGAAACCAGUUUUUUGCGCCAAGCUUAAAACUUCAGCAAGUGAUCAAGAAAUUAAAUAGCCUGAGAAAACAGCCGACAUUUGGCGACGCUAAUCAAAUUUCCCACGCGGCACGACCAAUCAGAAGCACUACCCAGAUCUGGGUAAUGACGCGUCAUCAGUAUGGAAUUUCUGCGCUCGUUUCUCAGACGUCAUUUGGCGGGGAAACCAGUGGUAGCGUCGCCAAAUGUCGGCUGUUUCCUCAGGCUAGAAAUUAAACAAUAUGAUAAAGUUGCAGUCUUUCAUAGCACAAUUGAAAUGACCCAGAGAUGAGUAUGAAUUCAGAUGACGUCAAUGGUUGAGUCAGCUUGAGAAAGCAGCCGACAUUUCGCGACACCACCGCUGGAAACCCCCCGAAAUAACGUCUGCCUAGAAGCGAGCACAGAAAUUCCGUACUGAUGACGCGUCACUACGCAGAUCUGGGUGGUGCUUCUGAUUAUCUAAAGCAGCUUGACCAAUCAGGAAAACUACCAAUAUCUCGAUAGUGACCCGUCAUAAUUAUGGAAUUUUCUGCGUUUCUCAGACGUCAUUUCGCGCUGAAACUUGUGGUGGAGUUGUGAAAUGUUGGCUGUUCCCCCAGGCUAUUGCUAGCUCCAAAAUUCGAAUCUGCAGGGUGGGUAUGAAAGGCAGAUCUGGCGAUUAAUUAGUACCUAGAGAUAGAAAAUACAGCAUCUAAGUUUAUAAUCUAGGAAUGUUUUUUCACUUGACAGACAGGCGCGGUUGGAAAAGGAAGCUGCCGGACGUGUAGCACCUGCAGCUUCUCAAAAGCCAAUAUGGCGUCCAAAACCGAAGAAGAAAAAGAAAAUUGACAAGAAGGGCUGGUAG
Messenger RNA from Porites lobata, 5322 nucleotides. The record is from the annotation of a GenBank genome assembly. Lineage: Eukaryota; Metazoa; Cnidaria; Anthozoa; Scleractinia; Poritidae.